Molecule: messenger RNA, 4881 nt
Organism: Esox lucius (northern pike)
Lineage: Eukaryota; Metazoa; Chordata; Actinopteri; Esociformes; Esocidae
Gene: gnptab
Product: N-acetylglucosamine-1-phosphate transferase subunits alpha and beta
Exons: 21
Coding region: 156-3956 (1266 amino acids)
Biological process (GO): carbohydrate phosphorylation; N-glycan processing to lysosome
Cellular component (GO): Golgi apparatus
Molecular function (GO): UDP-N-acetylglucosamine-lysosomal-enzyme N-acetylglucosaminephosphotransferase activity; calcium ion binding
Source: RefSeq, a predicted model, not a curated record
GGAAAUGCAAUGUUUGGUCAUGCGUUUCGACAUUUUCUGCUAGCUGUCAGGUGACAAAGAAGACAUCGGUUGGUUUUGUAGUGUUUAUUUUAACUCCGGUAGGCUCCUACAUCUUCAGUGAAAGACUGAAGAGAUAUGGGUUGCAAAGGAGAACCAUGGUGAUAAUCAAUUCAGUACUCAAACUCCUGCAGAGACAGACCUACACCUGUCUGUCCCACCGCUAUGGACUGUACCUCUGCUUUGGAGGCAUAGUCCUUAUGAUCGUCUCUGCCUUUCAGUUUGGAGAAGUAGUGGUGGAGUGGAGUCGGGAUCAGUAUCAUGUGCUGUUUGACUCCUAUAGAGACAAUGUAGCUGGGAAAUCAUUCCAGACUAGGUUGUGCCUGCCUAUGCCCAUAGAUGUGGUUUACACCUGGGUGAAUGGCACAGAUGUAGACCUGAUGAAGCAGUUACGUGGUGUGAGAGAACAACUAGAGGAGGAACAGAGAGCACUGAGGGAACGGUUGGGGAACAAUUCAAGUGAUCCCACUGAAUUGCCAAAUGACAGGGGGAAGCCAGAAUGUUUGUUGUCUCAUUGUAUCUUGGCGCCCAUGCUGGUCCUGGACCCAGCUCUGUCGGCCAACGUGACUCUGAAGGAGCUGCCGUCGCUCUCGCCCUCCUUCUCCACUGCCAAGCAGCUGCUGCAAGUGACCAAGCCCCUCCAACCCUCCACGUCCGUGUCCGUGGUCGUCUUUCACUCUCAGGCUGACGCCAAUAAAGCCUAUUCCGAUGCGUCCCGUGAGGCUCUGAAGCGCUCUGUCUCCAGAUGUUACCUGACAACAGAUAAGGAAGCCCCAGGUCUGGUUCGCAUGCAUAGUCUUGCCUACCUCAGUGGGUUCCCAGCAUCCUUCAAGGAGACAGAGCAGCUCCGAGUCAAACUGCCAUCUGUUGUUACUGGCAAGAUCAAACAGUUCCAACUAUACACAGAGGCCAGUAUAGCCCUGCUCCAUCUGAACAGCCCCCAGGACUUUACUGAUCUGACCCAGCAGGCCAAAAAGAACCUGACCCUGGAUGGAAAAGAGCUGGCCAUCAGCCCUGCUUAUCUGUUCUGGGACCUAACUGCUAUCACACAGUCCAAGCAGGACGAAGACGUCUCGGCCAGUCGCUUCGAGGACAACGAGGAGCUGCGGUAUUCGCUGCGCUCUGUGGAGAAACACGCCCCCUGGGUGCGACACGUCUUCAUCGUGACCAAUGGGCAGAUUCCCUCCUGGCUGAACCUGGAUAACCCGCGUGUCUCUGUGGUAACACACCAGGAUAUCUUCCAGAACCUCACCCACCUGCCUACCUUCAGUUCCCCGGCCAUCGAGACCCACAUCCAUCGCAUCCCUGGCCUGUCUCAGAAGUUCAUCUACCUCAACGACGACGUAAUGUUUGGGAAGGAUGUGUGGCCCGACGACUUCUUCAGUCAUUCCAAAGGACAGAAGGUGUAUCUCACCUGGCCUGUCCCCAACUGCGCUGAGGGUUGUCCAGGCUCCUGGAUCAAAGAUGGCUACUGCGACAAGGCCUGCAACAACUCCGCCUGUGACUGGGAUGGCGGCGACUGCCUGGGAGCAGGGGGCAGCAGCCGCUAUGCGGUGGGUGGUGUGGGCGUGGGUGGAGCUGGUAAUCAGCCCUGGCAGUUCGCAGGAGGUCUAGGUGGGAUCGGGGGAGUGUCCUACUGCAACCAAGGCUGUGCCAAUUCCUGGCUGGCCGAUAAGUUCUGCGACCAAGCGUGCAAUGUCCUCUCCUGUGGCUUUGACGUUGGCGACUGUGGCCAAGAUCACUUUAACCAGCUCUACCGGGUGACCCUGCUGAAGAACCAGACCUUGUACACCCUGCCGGUGGGUGAGACCAGACCCUAUUUCAGCUUUGCCGACUUGGCACGCCGGGUGACCGAGGCCCAGGUCAGCGACAACCCCACCGUACGCCACACCUCCGUGGCCAACAAGUGGAAGACGAUCCACCUGCUCCUCCACUCGGGUCACAAUGCCUCCGUCGUCCACUACAACCUCAGCGUCCAGGGACUCGACAACAAGGACGUCCUGCUGAGCUUCAGCGUGGCUGUGGACACCCGCCAGCUCCCCCGGCCCAAUGUGACCGACCCGCUCCGUGAAAAUGGAUCCAAAGAGGCCAAGCCCGCCACCGCCCCCACUGAACCGGAGUUCCAUUUUGAGGAUGUCCCUCCGGAGAAACGAGGUCCCCGGGUCUUGAAGAGGCCUCCUGGGGAGAAAGAGGCGGUUGUGAAAGUGCCUGAUCUGAAUGUGUCCCUGCUACCGCCAGCUGUGCAGAGUGCGCUUCAGAGGCUAGAGGAAAAGCUAUUAGUGGGUGAUAUUACUGUGAAAGGUUAUAACCUCACCAAGGCUACACUACUGGGGCCAUACAAUGCUCUGGCCAAUCAGGUGGCAAGGUUACCACCAGUACCAGCUGAACAGGUCAAACCUCAGGACAAGCUUCAAGACGCCCCACAGCCAGUGGAGUCUAAACCGCAAGCACAGAAGUCUAAAGAUGCAGAGGAGCUGCAGCGUCUAUCCAACAUAGACGCUGACCAACAGAAAGCGCACAACCCUCCAACAACUUCCGUCCCAGUGCUGGUGGAUGGCGAGUUUCCCAAAGCUGUCAAAGCCCAGGACACCAGCAACACAGAUAAACCUCCCCCGUCUUCCAUGCUGCUGAGAACUCUAAAGGCCAGCAUGUCCAAAGCCAAGGCCUCAGACGGCCAAACUCAGCAGCUGCAGGCCAAUGGUGUCCCAAAGGGGGGUGACAAGGGACUUGAUGAGGGAGCAGAAGGGGGCUUGGGGGUUCCUCUGGGCAGGAAGCUGCAACACUACACCUCCUCAGACAGAGGCUUCCUGCCCUGGGAGAGACGGAAGUACUUCCAGGACCUGCUGGAGGAGGAGGAGCGUCUGCAGGGGGAGCUGGCAUACCAGGCGGAUGGCACCGCUGCCGGGAGGAGACUGCAGGACACCUUCGCCGACUCCCUUCGAUACGUCAACAAGUUGCUCAACGGCCAGUUCGGCUUCACCUCUCGCAAGGUCCCCGCCCACAUGCCCCACAUGAUCGACAGGCUCGUUAUGCAGGAGCUCCAGGACAUAUUUCCAGAGGAGUUUGCCCUGACAUCGUCGCACCGGGUGCGCCACUCCGAGGAUAUGCAGUUCGCCUUCUCCUACUUCUACUUCCUGAUGUCGGCGCUGCAGCAGCUCAACGUCUCGGAGGUGUUCGACGAGAUUGACACGGACCACUCUGGAGUUCUGUCCGACCGUGAGAUACGAACGCUGGCCACGCGCAUCCAUGAGCUGCCCCUUAAUCUACAGGAUCUGACUGGUCUGGAGCAGAUGUUGAUCAACUGUUCUAAGUCGCUGCCCACCAACCUGACCCAGCUUCAUGUUGUUAGCCCUACUCAGGAGGCAUACUACGACCCCAGCAUGCCUCCUGUCACCAAAGGUCUGGUGGUCCACUGUAAAGCCAUUACAGAACGUAUCCACAAGGCCUUCAGAGACCAGAACAAGUACAAGUUUGAGAUAAUGGGCGAGGAGGAGAUAGCAUUUAAAAUGGUGCGGACCAACGUAUCACACGUGGUGGGCCAGUUGGAUGACAUCCGGAAGAACCCUAGGAAGUUCAUCUGUCUGAAUGACAACAUUGACCACAGCCACAAGGACGCAGGGACGGUCAAGGCGGUGCUGAGGGACUUCUAUGAGUCCAUGUUUCCCCUGGCCUCCCAGUUUGAGCUGCCCAGAGAAUACCGCAACCGUUUCCUCCACAUGGGAGAGCUUCAGGAAUGGCGGGUGUAUCGGGACAAGCUGAAGUUCUGGACCCAUUGUGUGCUGGUGACUCUGGUGAUCUUUACUGUCAUCUCCUUCUUUGCUGAGCAGCUGAUUCUACUGAAGCGCAAGCUGUUCCCCAGACGGAGGGUCAGCAAGGAUGUCAACCCAGAGCGUGUGUGAAAAAGGGAACACUUAUGUACCUCAGCGACCUCCUCCCCACCCCUGUGCCCUCCUCCCCCCACCCUCCUUCUCAACCUCUUCUUGACUGAACUCCCAGAAUUCAUUGGGAGGACCUUUUAAGUGGCAUGUGGAGAGUGAGGACGGCUCUACCUAAAUCUGGAAACACUGUCACCCAGGAAUGCAUCUGUCUUGCUCAAGGAGGAACUCUUGUAAAUGGCAUCAAUCACAGGUCGUAUUUUCGAUGAGGGACAGGCAUCACCUGGCCGGGACAGAUGCAGGAGCUCUGUCAUCUGAUGUCGGCCCAGCGGAGGAAGCAUGUAAAGCCAUGAACCAGGACCUUGUAUUCCCUUCCACCAGAGGUGCCAGAGGGACUUGAUUCCCACAAGCAGUUCACUCGCCAGACUGGAGGACAAUGACUGAACUAUGUGCUAACGACUGCUCCAGUCAGUGUGAUUGAUUUACUGUUAAACCCAUGACCUGGAAGCAAUUGAGGGGAAGACUAUAUUUUCUCUGGUCUGGGUUUGCAGCAUUGUAACCUUGAAAAAAAUGUCAGCAGUUUGGCUGGACACGGAAGAAAACAAGGGACUGGGAAAGGGUUCAUCAGAUAAACAGGAACAGUGCCAUUUUACCAGUUUCAUCAUGUCACUCCAGUUCAUUGCUGUCACUCCAGUUCAUCAAGUGCCUUAAAAAUAGAUGGCUGUCUGAUAGUCUGAAGUAACUGCUAGUGAGUCUUCACAUUUUGCUUCCUUAAAAUGCCUGGCUAAAGGGUACAUUGACAGAUUUCUCAUUGUUUCCUGGGGGGGUGGGGGUUAGGUUUGGCAGUCAUAACAGCUUUGAAUAAUAAUUUUGAAUUAGAUUAUAGGGCAUUUAUAAUUUAUGGCAAAUGCCCUCACUUUUUUUUUGCAUUAAAUACAACAUAACCCAA